CGCCAUCCCUCAUCCCCCAGUGUUCUCGAGGAACGCCCACCUCAUCGCCCGUCGCCGCAGGUGUGUCGUGAGGGCUUCCGACGCCUCACACACACACACACGGGAUACUCAACUCGACCCCGACCAUCAGCUCGGGAUAGCAUAUACAUAGAACAUAGUUAGACGAACCAUGUCGGGUACGAGACCGCCAUUACUGGCAGUAGCUGUCGCUGCAGCUGCUGCGACGGUUAUUACGGCUGUGUGUGCUGCGCCGGUGGGGGUGAGACGGCCGAGGGAUGGUGAUGUGGGAGGGGUGGCUGUGGAUGGGGGGCAACCUGUACUGGGGAAUGUCGAUGCCGCCAUAUUCGCAUUAGACCGGGAAACCCAAGAUGACCCUGGCGACCACCGCGCCUCAACCGGAAGCGAUUCCGCCGUCUCAGGCGUCCACCUCGCCCCCUGGAUCAUCCCGGUAAUAGUCGGCUCGAUCCUCCUCGUCGGCGGCGUGAUCGGCUACUUCCUGUGGCGCCGGCACAAACGGCGGAUGCGCACAAAACGCAAAGGCAAAGGGCUCGACCCAGCCUUCGCGCCCCCGGAAUCCCUCGAGAUGAUGGAACGACGCCGGUCCUCGCUCCGUGUCCCCGGGUGGAUCCGCAAAGAAAAAGACCGUAGAAGCGACACAUCCUCUGUGGAAACAAUCACCCAAUUUGGGAACGACAGCUCUAAAAGCGUCAACUCCGACCAACCUUUACUCCCCGGUGGAGAAACAGACCUCUACGCACUUGCCAAUGGCGGAAACCCAUCACAGAAAUCCCUCGCCAUCACCAACGGGGUUACAACAACGACCACCCCGGCCCCACCCGUCCCCGCCCUCCCCACCCGCACCGCCACCGAAGCCCACCUCGCCGCCAUGCUCAGCUACCGCGGCCCACCCCCUCGCUUCACCGGCGGCUCAUCCAACUGGUCUGCCCCAACCGACGAAGGCGUCCUCUGCCGCGCCGUCUUCGCCCACAAACCCGACGAAGACGAUGAGAUGAUCCUCCGCCGUAACGACUAUGUCGUCGUCGACGCCUUCUAUGAGGAUGGCUGGGUGCUCGUGCAUCAACAGGAUCCGGUCACCUACCGGCCCAAACUCAAAAACAUCACCACCACCUCCAACGGAAAAGGCAAAGAUUCAGCCGUAUCGGUCUCCUUCCUCGCAGGAAUCACCCACAGCAGCAAAGACAAAGACAAAUCCCCCCACUCCCCACACACAACACACCCGCCCACCACCACCGCCGACCAACCCAACGGCGGCUGGCGCUCCCGUCUCAGUCUCGGCGGCGGCGAACCCAAAUCCUCAUCAUCUCCCACCACCUCCCCACCCGUGCCCUCCAACACAGCCGUCAAACACCUCACCGCCUCCCCACCCUACCCCUCCAUCGCCGCCGCCGCCGACUACACCACCACCACCACCAACAACAACGGUAACGCCCCCACCACCAACGGCACCACACACACCACCAAACGCGACCAGUCCCAAUCCGGCGUCGUCCCCUGGCGCUGCCUGUACCUCCUCACCGACGACGAGAUCAGGACCGUGCAGUACAACGCCGCGAUCGAUCCCAAUGUCGGCCGCGCGGUGUAUAGUCAGCAGAUGUUGUUUAGUUUUAGGUGAUUGUGGGGGCGGGGGGAG
This is a messenger RNA of Fimicolochytrium jonesii, 1651 nucleotides long. RefSeq lists its product as uncharacterized. The record is from RefSeq and is a predicted model, not a curated record. NCBI's taxonomy places the organism in Eukaryota, Fungi, Chytridiomycota, Chytridiomycetes, Spizellomycetales, Powellomycetaceae. Gene Ontology annotation, molecular function: protein binding. Bases 170 to 1633 code for a protein of 487 amino acids. The transcript has 2 exons.